AAUCCCACUCCAAAACCCUAAUCUUGUCUGCAUCUACUUACCAAAGCCCCACAAUUGAUGAACUGUGACCCUCUUUUGUUCGCAUUCCAUUUCGUUCUUAUCUUUCUUCCUCAACCACAACCAAGAGAAAGAAGGGUCAAGUAACUUGCUAUUUCCUUCUUAUUGACUCUUGCAAAUUCUCUCCUUAGCCGAAAAGGGCUGGAAAGAGAAUAGAAUGUAGAGAACCGAUUGAGUGAAGAAGUUAGAGGGAAGGAGGAAUAUGGUGGUUAGGAAAGUAGGAAAGUAUGAGAUUGGCCGGACGAUAGGGGAGGGAACCUUUGCCAAGGUGAAGUUCGCCCAGAAUACUGAGACUGGCGAGAGUGUGGCUAUGAAAGUUCUCGAUCGGAACACAAUUAUCAAGCAUAAGAUGGUGGAUCAGAUUAAGAUGGAGAUAACAAUAAUGAAGGUUGUUAGACAUCCAAAUAUUGUUCGUCUGCAUGAGGUUCUGGCGAGCCGCACUAAAAUCUAUAUAAUAUUGGAAUAUAUCACGGGUGGUGAAUUGUUUGAUAAAAUAGUUCAUCAUCGACGGCUUAGUGAAGGUGAAUCUAGGAGAUACUUCCAGCAGCUCAUUGAUGCUGUGGACUACUGCCAUACUAAGGGAGUAUAUCAUAGGGAUCUGAAGCCUGAAAAUCUCUUGGUAGAUUCCUUAGGAAAUCUAAAGAUUUCAGAUUUUGGACUCAGUGCAUUUCCUGGAGAAGGAGUGAGCCUCCUUCGGACAACUUGUGGAACUCCUAACUAUGUAGCACCGGAGGUACUGAGUCACAAGGGUUACAAUGGUGCUGUUGCGGAUAUUUGGUCUUGUGGAGUCAUCCUAUUUGUUCUGUUGGCUGGAUAUCUUCCAUUUGAUGAGAUUGAUCUCACUAAUUUGUAUAGUAAGAUAGAUAAAGCUGAUUUCUCAUUUCCUUCAUGGUUUCCAGUAGACGCAAAAUCUUUAAUCCAGCAGAUAUUGGAUCCAAAUCCUGAAACUCGUAUGAGAAUCGAGGAGAUAAGAAAUGAUGAAUGGUUCAAGAGAAAUUAUACUCCUGUCAAACCUAUUGACUAUGAAGAUGUUACCCUUGAUGACAUAAACGCAGCUUUCGAUGAUCAUGAGGGAGAACAGAUUGUUGAUCAUACCAGGAAUGAAGAUGAGGGACCUUUGACCCUUAAUGCAUUUGAUCUGAUAAUUCUUUCCCAGGGUUUGAACCUUUCAUCCAUGUUUGAUCGUGGCCAGGACUCCGUGAAGCAUCACACACGGUUUGUUUCACAGAAACCGGCAAAGGUAGUUUUAUCUACAAUGGAAGUUGUCGCACAAUCUAUGGGAUACAAAACCCACAUACGCAAUUUCAAGAUGAGAGUGGAAGGCUUAUCAGUGAAUAAAACUUCACAUUUCUCUGUCAUCUUAGAAAUAUUUCAAGUUGCCCCAACAUUUUUAUUAGUUGAUAUUGAAAAAUCAGCUGGUGAUGGUGGAACUGAAGAGUACCUUGAGUUUUACAAGAACUUCUGCAACAAUCUGGAGGAUAUCAUCUGGAAGCCACCAAGUGGUCAUGAUAUUUCCACUUCUAGGGUUUGCAAGACCAGGAGCAAAAGGAGUUGAUUUUUCAAAACGGCUAAUUUUAUGCCUCGUUUGGUGUCGUAUUGGGUGUUUUAAGACUUGACCCAUCGUCUUAUACUCUUCCACCUCCGAGAGAGAGAGAUGUUUAUCGAGUUCCAAUCUCAUUUGGAAAGUGUUUUUUUUUUCAAAUUCAUUUGUUGUAUUUUAAUCCAUUAAAAGUUUGUCAAAUUUGUAGUUGUAAUUUGUAACUGAUUUCUUUAUUUGGUGAAAAAGUGUGACUACAUGAUAUUAUAAUUUUCAAUAUUCUGUUUGUUUUUUUGACAAAGAUAUUAUUUUGUU
Impatiens glandulifera is the source of this 1909-nucleotide messenger RNA. RefSeq names its product CBL-interacting serine/threonine-protein kinase 8-like. Bases 260 to 1612 code for a protein of 450 amino acids. Lineage: Eukaryota; Viridiplantae; Streptophyta; Magnoliopsida; Ericales; Balsaminaceae. The transcript is spliced from 15 exons. Gene Ontology annotation, biological process: signal transduction; protein phosphorylation. The record is from RefSeq and is a predicted model, not a curated record. Gene Ontology annotation, molecular function: ATP binding; protein kinase activity.